GUCAUGGAGCACCACAGCCUGCCAGGUGUCAGGUCCUCUUUGGUAACUCCAGAGCACCUGGGAGGCAUCGAAUUUGCCCUGCAGCUGCUGUGGAGCGCUCAGACUUUUGAUUCUCCCUACCAGCUCUGGAGAGCAACCAGCUCCUACAACAGGAAGGAUUACUCUGGAGGAUACACCAUCUUCCUGAUGCCCUGCACGGUGCAGCUCACGCCGCCGUGGGCAGAGCCUGGAGCCAAGCCCCUGCCCUGCCCUGCCCGGCUCACGCUCCCGAGCGUUGCAGGUUUUUGAUCCCGAUCGCCUUCCGGCAGACAAACCGCCCACUUCCAGUUGUUUACUCCCUGAACACAGAGUUUCAGCUCUGUAACAACGAGAAGGUUUUUCUAAUGGACCCCACCAAAUCGGAAAGGUCUCUGGCAGAAAUGGAUUACAAGGGGGCUUUAUCCAAGGGUAGGAUUUACCUCUCCUCUUCUGCCUGUGCCCAGCAUUUCUGCUUUCACAGCUUCCAUUCCCUGGAGAGGAAAGGGCAGAACCCACGUGUAGCUUUGCCUCUUCUACAGCAGUAAUUGACAUCUUACAGCCCUGUGAAAGAACAGCGUGCUCUGGCACCGCGUUUUGUCACUCCCACACACCGAGCCCUUCCCAAACAACCCCAACCCUUCUGAACACGGACACUUGGCUCUGGCAGCGUUUUCCUGCUUGGGAAAUUUCACCUGCCCCUCUUUGUCCCGACCUCCCCCCGGGCAGAUCCUGUACCGGCGCGUGCUCUGGCCCCCCGAACAAAACCUCAACGCCGCUUACAAGCUGCAGCUGGAGAAGGUCUACCUGUGCACAGGCAGGGCUGGCCACGUGCCCCUCUUCGACCCCACGGGCACCGUCUACAACCAGGGGCCCCAGUACGGCUGCAUCCAGCCCCACAAGUACCUGAAGCACCGAUUCCUCCUCCUGGUGAGUGCUCUGCUCCUGCUUCUUCCCGUUUGGGAUUUGCUCUGGCAACCGGCAGGCGGUGGCUGCAAAGGGAUGAGGAAGGGAGCCCGUGGGGGAUGUUUUGUGCUGCUGCUGCUGCUGCUGCUGCCAGCUGUGAACACCAGAUCAGUUUUCCCCCACCCUUUGAGUGUGUUCCUCAAUCGGUGCCCACGUGUACGUGUGGAGAUGGGGCAUUCGGACUAGAUCCCUGACACAGGUGUUUGGUGGGGCUCUGGCUUCCAGCCUCCCUUGGGAAAGCAGACAGCAUCCCUCACCACACUUCUCUGACUUUCCAGCACCGAAACCAGACAGAAGUGACGGGUAAGUAUUUCCACGCUGUGCCUUUUGACUCUGCCCACUUUGCUUCCCAGCUGUCCGAGUUCCACUCGGUGAGCAGCAUGCCCGGAGUUGAUGGAUUUACUCUCAAGGUGGAUGCUCUCUACCAGGUAUGGAGUACCCAGUGCUUUUGGUAGCCCAAAAUGGACUCCUCUGUCCAGGACCUCCCGAACACUUGGUGAAUUGUAGACUCUGGGCCUUCACACUUCACCUCUGAUACAAGAAAUGAAGAUGAGGAUGUUAGUCCCGUAAUUUCAUUUUUUUUUUCCCCUGAGGCACUCAUGAGAAAGCUCUUUAAAAACACUUUAUUCGUGUUCCUGAAGGAAUUAAUGCCAUUGCAAAGGCAGGACACCUCGCUGGGUGGUGCGUGCUCCCGAGGAGCUCCCCUUGAACAGCGAGGUGGAGCUGCCCCGGGGCGCCCCGAAGGCGGCGGGCGGCCGCUGCUGCACCGUCAGGAACCUUCAUCCACCGAGGGACAGCGGCGGCCUCUGCCAGGGCCAGGGCCAGGGAAGUGAAGCAGGUGCACUUGCAAGUCAUACGGGUAUUUUUUUAGUCUGGUGAGGAGGGGCAGCUGUCAAUUCCCCCUGCUCCCGUCUUAGCGACUGCACCGCCGCCCUUCCUCCGUGCUGCUCCAGCUCUCCCGGGCUUAACUGGGCAGGGUGGCGAAGGCAUCUGCCACCCCCGUGAGCCAGCCGAGGAGCAGCCGGGUUCCUCGUUGGCCUCCGGAAGAGAGUAAAGCUAAAAUACAAAA
This is a messenger RNA of Cyanistes caeruleus (blue tit), 2050 nucleotides long. NCBI's taxonomy places the organism in Eukaryota, Metazoa, Chordata, Aves, Passeriformes, Paridae. The record is from RefSeq and is a predicted model, not a curated record.